Molecule: messenger RNA, 815 nt
Organism: Nelumbo nucifera (sacred lotus)
Lineage: Eukaryota; Viridiplantae; Streptophyta; Magnoliopsida; Proteales; Nelumbonaceae
Product: glutathione transferase GST 23-like
Biological process (GO): glutathione metabolic process
Cellular component (GO): cytoplasm
Molecular function (GO): glutathione transferase activity
Source: RefSeq, a predicted model, not a curated record
UCCGAGAAAUGGAACAAGUUAAGCUAUUUGGAGCUUUUCCAAGCCCAUUCGUUUACAGAGUAAUCUGGGCUCUGAAGCUCAAGGGUGUACAAUUUGAGUACAUGGAAGAGGAUCUCUCCAACAAGAGUGCUUUGCUCUUGGAGUACAACCCAGUUCACAAGAAGGUUCCUGUUCUUGUUCAUGGUGGAGUUCCAAUUGCAGAGUCCAUCGUUAUCCUCGAAUACAUCGAGGAGACAUGGCCGAAUGAUCAUCCGCUGCUGCCACAAGAUCCUUAUGGGAGAGCCCAAGCUCGGUUCUGGAUUAAAUAUCUGGAAGACAAGCAAGCAACCUUCUUUGCAGUGUUUUGGUCUGUUGGGGAAGAACAGGAGAAGGCACUCAAAGAGGCCCCAGAAGUGUUGAAAACCAUUGAGGAGCGUGCUCUUGGAGAGAAGAAGUUCUUCGGUGGAGAGACAGUUGGAAUGGUGGAUAUAGCAUUCGGGUGGCUUGCUCACUGGAUCGGACCGAUGGAAGAGCUCACAGGCGUGAAGUUGGUGGAAGCCCAUGCGUUCCCUCGCCUGCAUGCAUGGAUGGAGAAUUUCAAGGAGGUCCCAGAAAUCAGAGACAACCUUCCUGAUCGCCAUAGAAUGUUGGCCUAUUUGAAGCGUAGAAUGGAGAUGAUUGCCACGAUGGCUAAAUCGCUGUAAUGAGAAAAAAGUCAGAAACUAAACGUAGAUUGUUGUUUGGUCUUUUGUGGUUGGAGUACUCAUGGCUCCCCUCUCUUGGGAUUCUCUGUUCUCGCUUGGGCUUGAGAUAGUUUCUUUGUUUAAUGUUCAAGA